UUUAGUCAUUAUUAUAAGUAAACUACCACAAAAGAAUCAUGCCUCCUUUCGAGAAAUCUAUGGAAUUGAUGCCUUUCAAGCAAAGGAAAUGCCUUGCAACAAGACAAGAUGAAGUGUGCAGUAUCCGCUCUAAAUUCCCAAAUAAGUUGCCUGUAAUCGUGGAGCGAUACAUCCGUGAAAAAACCCUUCCCCUUUUGGACAAAACCAAAUUCUUAGUUCCCUUCGAGCUUACCCUGGGUCAGUUUCUCUGUCUUCUCAGGAGUAAGAUCGACCUGGAGGCCACCGAGGCUCUCUACCUGCUCGUGUCUGAGAGGAGCAUGUCCUGCAUGUCCUCCAGCAUGGGAGAGGUAUAUUCCCAGCACAGCGACCCCGACGGCUUCCUCUACAUCACCUACGCCUCACAGGAGAUGUUCGGAGGAGACCCGUCUACAGCUCCACCCUGCUGAACCCGACCCCCUGCCACCAGGUCCCGGCCCCCUGGCCCAGGUCCCUGUAUCUUGUAGCCCUAACUAGAACUACCUCACGGCCCUCCACAAACCCUUGUGAUUUGCUGUACCUUAAGCUGUAACAGCACUUGGUGUGUCUCCCAGGUGGUUUAUCUACUUGAGCCCGAGCAAGAUUGGACAGGGUAGACUCUUCCUGACUCAGCUUAAUGGAUUGAUUACAUGAUGAAUUUUGAUUGCUCAAUUGAUUGAUUUAGUAGGCUUAGGGGAUAGUUUAGGAGAGGAAAAAAGAAAUACUAAGCUGGAUUAAGUGAGUUGAAUAUCAGUAGAGAUUUCUUGUCUUUAGAUUGCAUAGAGGGGAUACCCUUUGGGUGCUUACUGAGCAGUGACUUCAAUGAAACGAGCCCCUGAUAGGAUGUUGUCACACUCCCAAGAUGCACUGGGGCCCUGCAUGUGUUUUGAGAGCUCACAGGGUCCCUCCCAAAAUAUGACUUAUCUAUCUUCCUUUCCCCCCCUCCUCCUCCUUAAAGAACAGUUGAAUCGGGGAAAACAGGGUUGAUUUGUCUGCUGGUAAACAGACUAGAAUAUUAAGCACUUAACUUCUUCCUAGUCAUCUACCACCCUUCAUCUUCUUCUCCCCCUAUUUUCACUCCCAGAAUAUGUGAAAUAGUUGAGACUAGGCACUCAGUGAAGACUUUGAUAUCAGUACUUGAUCAUGUUGUGUGGCUGUGUUCUGCUGUCAACUGUCUUUGAGAUUUCCCAAU
Messenger RNA from Osmerus eperlanus (European smelt), 1207 nucleotides. It is a transcript of the gene map1lc3cl, whose product is annotated as microtubule-associated protein 1 light chain 3 gamma, like. The transcript is spliced from 4 exons. The coding region runs from base 39 to 446 and encodes 135 amino acids. Lineage: Eukaryota; Metazoa; Chordata; Actinopteri; Osmeriformes; Osmeridae. Gene Ontology annotation, cellular component: autophagosome; cytosol; autophagosome membrane. Gene Ontology annotation, biological process: autophagy of mitochondrion; macroautophagy; autophagosome maturation. Gene Ontology annotation, molecular function: ubiquitin protein ligase binding. The record is from RefSeq and is a predicted model, not a curated record.